ACCGAUGGGGCCAGGCCUCAUGGUGGGACCAGGCGUUACGUUCGCGUAAAUCAGUCUGGCGUUAAUAUGGGGGAAAAAGGGCUUCGUGGUGUGGCCGGGCCUCAUGGUGCAGCUGGUGCGGCCGGGCCUCAUAUGGGGCGAAAAAAAGGGCCUCAUGGUGCGGCCGGGCCUCAUGGUGCGGCUGGUGCGGCCGGGCCUCAUAAGGGGCGAAAAAAAGGGCCUCAUGGUGCGGCCGGGCCUCAUGGUGCAGCUGGUGUGUCCGGGCCUCAUGGUGCGGCCGGGCCUCAUCAGGCGCGAAAAAAAGGGCCUCAUGGUGCGGCCGGGCCUGAUGGUGCGGCCGGGCCUGAUGGUGCGGCUGGUGCGGCCGGGCCUCAUAUGGGGCGAAAAAAAGUGAAGAGCAUUAGGAUUUUGAAAUCUUCUGGUAAUGCUAAGCCACUUUGUUACGAUGUUUCUCUUCCUCAGAAAGUCAGACUCCUACAAAAUGACCUAUCAGUUUUUUCUAUGAAUGGGCAACUUGAGUCUGGGAAAGGCUUUAGUCAGAUUGCAGUUCAUUACAAAACCAAUCACCGUCUGCUGCUCAGCACUAGUGAGAUUACCUACUUUGAUGGACAGGACACUGUGAAGUUUUCAUGGAAUCAAGACUACACCCACCACAAGAAUGAACAUGUGUCUCUGAUUCUACAAAGUAAUGAAAUGGACGUUACCAUGGGAAACAUUCGCAUUGUCAUUCUUCUUCAUAAAAAAUAUGACGUAUUUCUGUGGCCUGCAAUCAGGCAACAGCCAAAAGAUGUCGGUUUGACAGGAAUUUUAGGAGAAGCUGAUAUUAAAUAUGAGGAGAUCCCAGGAUCACAAACACCAACUUUAAAGUUAAAGGACAAGGAAGUGAAGACCUCUUGGGUGAUGGUGAGGGACUACAGACUUCCUUCUGCACCUGUUGUUGGAUGUUGGCUUGUACCAUUCCAGGUUGUUGCGCAGCGGAAGCUCUCUGACUUCGCUGUCACUCAGUUGUAGAGUUCAGCAAAAUUUACAUAAGCAUUUAUAUUAUGUUUUAUCAUGCUGACCUCAAUAUGGAAAUGGUUGAACAAAAAUCUAUGUUAUUCCCAUCUUUGCCAUCAUUUCCCUCUGCUUUAGGGUGCUGGAAUUAUUACUCACAAUUUCAUUAAUUUUCGAUAUUUGUGGCACCAUGUCUUUGAAUGUUUAUCAAUAUUAUUUUCUUUGCUCACACAUAUGCAAUUGGGCUUUAGCUGGCAAACCAUUUGAUGAAAUAGCUAUUAAAUUUCACACCAGAAAUUGUAUGUAUACAUAGCAACCCUUUGAUUGGUGCCUUUCUAAGUAUUAUUUCUGUAUGCCUAAGUAUGUAUUUUUUGAGGUCAUGUCUGAUAAUAAAAUAAAAAUACAGCAGG
Pimephales promelas (fathead minnow) is the source of this 1403-nucleotide messenger RNA. The record is from RefSeq and is a predicted model, not a curated record. Lineage: Eukaryota; Metazoa; Chordata; Actinopteri; Cypriniformes; Leuciscidae.